Rotaria sp. Silwood1 is the source of this 5850-nucleotide messenger RNA. The record is from the annotation of a GenBank genome assembly. Lineage: Eukaryota; Metazoa; Rotifera; Eurotatoria; Philodinida; Philodinidae.
AUGAGCACUGCGACAGCAUCAAAGACAGCCGGUGGAAGUGUCGCUCAUACACGCGGUGAUCAAGCAUUAAGACCAAUAGAAAAUAGAAAAUCUCGUUUUUUACCCUUAUGGCCAGAAUGGAAUGAAGCCGAUGUUAAUGCUGAAUCAUGGGAUAUUGGAAGUGUAAAAAAGAAAGAUGCAGGAACAAGUAAAGCUCGUGUCGAUGUAAAAUCAGCUAGUUCAGCUAGUACACAUGGUUUUGAAGAUCCUGAAGGUAAAAUCGAACUUCCUCCAACACUUAAAGUCGAUCAAUGGAAAAGACCAAUCGAUAUUCUACCAUCCGAUAAACCUCCAGUAGUUGUUGAUUCUGAUCUUGGCAUGCAAAAUUUUGAUUUAGUCACACCAAAUGAACAUUUACAUUAUAGUGAAACCAUGCGUAACAUUAUUGGUCAGAUUACAGCAUUAUGGGAUAUUUGUCGACAAGAACGAAAAGCUAAUGCAACACCAGAAUAUACAACUGAAACAAAUCCAGCUGUUCUAAAUGGACGAACAUGGCGUCCUUGGGAACAUAUAUAUGCAUUAAAUAAAGUAUCGAGACAACCAUUUAUUACUCCAUACAAUCCCGCAGGCAAAUAUGUUGUUCGACUUUUCUUUUUGGGUGCUUGGCGAAAGCUUAUUAUAGAUGAUACAAUACCAUUUGAUUCUAAAAAUCGAUGUCUUCUACCACAAACAUCAUUACCAUAUGAACUUUGGCCUAUGCUUUUAUCAAAAGCUUUGUUAAAAAUAAUUACUCUUGAUUUUCGUUCAUCAAGUACAUAUGUUGAAUAUAAUGAAACAAGUAUUAUUCAUGCACUUACUGGUUGGGUACCAGAACCUAUUCCACUAAAAUAUACUCAUGCUACAAAAGUAUGGGAAUUUCUUCGUUAUGAUCGUUCAAAUAGAAUUGUUAGUGAAGGUGAUAGUGGAGUAAAUAAAACAGAACAACAACCAUCAAGUCCAUUGCCAGUUUUUGGACCUGUACCAUUAUUUAAAUGGCCUGAUACAAAAUCUGAUUCAUCUGAAGAAUCAUCUCUAUUACAUGAUCAAUUAGGUCAUCAAGAUGAUACUGGAACAGAAAUUCUGACCAAAAAAUCUGAUGAAAAAAGUGCCAAAAAAGCUGGUGCACCAGCUAGUUUAGCAGCAAAAGAUGCUGGUGCAAAAUCAGCAACAGGAAAAGAAACUCGAGCUGGUGGUGCAAAUCCUGGUGCAAGUAAAGAUGCUAAAAAACUAGGUGGUGUUGGUCGAGGAGGUACAGCAGAUGACCCAGGAACUGUAGCUGAGGAUCAGACAAUACCUGAAGCACCCAAAAUGAUUGUAUUUGCUACAAUACCUCAUUUAGAACCAACACGUAUUAGUUCUUAUGGUGAAACAGCAGAUAGAAGUGAACGAUUAAGACGUUAUAAUUUAAAUGAUACAUUUUCAACAUCAAUGUUGCUUACUUGUAUUCGAGAUCUUCCAUUAGAACCUCCGCCACCACCUGAAUAUGUACCUGCAUGGAAACUUAUUCGACCAAAAAAAACAAAAGUCUUACCACAUGCUGAACCAGUUGUUCCUCAAGAACCUAAACCUGAUCGUUGGAUUGAAAUAGCUUCUCCUUAUAUUAAUUAUCCAACUGCAAGUGCUCUUAAUAUGAAUGUAAAUACCCCAGCUCCUGGUGCAACAUCACGUUUAAGUCAUUCAGCAACACAUUCAACUGUAGCUGAUGUACCUGAAAUAAUCGAAGUAGAUGAAGAAGGAGAUAUUGAAAGUGGUGAAUCUAAACCUGAUAUCGAUAAUGACGUUGUUCAAGGUGAUUUAAGUCCAAAUUUAAUUAAAAAAGAUGAAUCAAUGUCACCUAAUAAAGAGUUAAAUGCUAUUGGUACACCAGAAACACCUGAUGAAUCUGUACGUGGUACAGGAAGUAAACUUAAACGUGAAAAAUCAGCUGAUAAAAGCAAAAUAAAUCGAAAAUUAGCUGGUAGUAAAUUGGAUCUAGCAAGUACAAAAUUACAAUCAGAUGCCGUAUCUGUUAAAAGUCGAGGUGCUGAAAGUGAACACCAUUAUACACCAUUGGAUACUCAUGGAACUGGAGAUAAUACAGAACAUCAAGAUUCUCAAUCAAAAACAAAUGAUGUUACUUCAAAUCCACGUACAAUUCAGCCAACUAAAAAAUCUUAUAUAACACCAAAAAUAUGGAUGGAUUUUGAGGAUUUUUGUUCAUGUUUUACAUCAAUUGUUGUUUAUCAUAAUCCUCGUGGUUAUCAAUAUACACAUAAGCAUACAGAAAUUAAGCCAAAUGUUGCUUCUGCAACAAAAGAAAAGAAAAAAGAACCAAGUCUACCUGUAACUCAACAAUUACCAAAUUUACAAGAUGAUAAAUCACCAUUAUAUUUAUUUAUUGAUAGUACACGUGAAAGAUUAGAUAAAAAUAUUGAAUUAAUUGUUAGUUUAACAUCUUUAUCUCGAUGGCUUGAUUCUGGUUCAACAGAUGGUGCAAGUCCGUUGGGUUCAAUGUUGCCAACAACAACUGAAAAAGUUGGUCGCGGUGCAGGUGCAUCAAAUGAUAAAGUAUCUGCAGAAAUUAGUCCAAUAAGAGGUGCAGGAAGUAGACGUCGAACAAGUACUUUGGAAACACUUCCACAAACACCCGGUCCACAUGUUAGCUUACAAGAUAGCAUGUCACAAAAAGAAAUAAUACCACAACCAACUUCACUUAUUGCUGAAAUUUAUUCUUGGAAAUCACUUUCAAUGGGUCAACCUAUUCUUCGUCUUCAUACGACAACUAUUAAAGCAUCUUUUCUUACAUUACCGCCAGGACGUCAUGUAUUAAAAUUUAGUGUUACAUGUCCAUUAGCUUGUCAUCUUCAAAUUAUGUCUGAUACAAAUGAUUUUUUAUUUGGUGAUGAAGAUCAAUUAUUAUCUAAAAUUGUUUCAGUACCAGAAGAUGCAGAAUUUAUAGCACGUGCUGAAGAAUUAUUUCUUGCAUUUGAUGAUGCUAUACAAAAUUUUAAUAAUCUAGAUCAACAAGAUGUUAAACUUAAUGAAUUAUUUCGCUUAUAUUGUGAAUAUACAUCACCAUUAUCGAAUCUCACUGUUCAAACAUGUUGGAAUGCAUUUAAUCAAGCACUUUAUUCAACUUUACGUACAAUAUGUAAUGGAUCUGGACAACCGCUUAGUGCAGAAACUCAAUUUGCUUGGAGAUGUUUUACAAAUGAUCUGACAACACCAGAUAUAAUGGGUGUGUAUGAAGCAGGACGACCUAGUACUUCAGGUGCAAGUCGUAAUUCAGCACGAGCUGGUAAUGCACCAGGUGCAGGUGGAACUGGUGCUGCAACAACAGGAGCAGCAGCUACAGGUAAAAAAGGUGGCGGAGGAAAAGAUAAAGGCUCAGAUGAUAAAGCUGCCACCAAACAACAAUCACAAUUAAGCACUUCAUUAUCUACAGCUGAACUUCAAGAAGAAUCAAUACCUGACUGGCUCAAUCAUGAUUUAACAUCAAAUGAAAUAGAAUGUAUUAUAAAUAUUCAAAAAGUUGCUCGAGGCUUUUUACAACGACGUAUAUUACUUGCUCGUACACCUGGUACAGAAAAAAAUUUACUUACACAACGAGCAUUACAAUCAACAAUGGCUAUACUUAAAGCUGAUGUAACAAAAUCAGCUUUACUUCUUUUUAGAAAUCUAAUGAUAAGCAAACCACAAUUAAUACAAUGUUUUCAAUUUCGUAAUGAUGAUUGGAAUAUGGUUUCAUAUCGAGAUUAUCUUGGACAAUAUUCAGAACAACCAGCAAAUACUUGGUUUACUCUAUUUCGAGAAAUUUUUUAUGUUAUUGAAGAAGGUUUUAUUUCUGGUAAAUUUCUUGCGCAUGUACAAAAUUCACUAUUACGUGUUAUUAAUAAUGAUACAUAUGAAGAAAUGACACUUAUCUUUAAUCGAUUAGCACCAUCAAUAUUUACAAAAAAUAAAUUGGGUUAUACAUUUUUUGCUGAAGGAAUAUCACUUGAUCAACCAAUAACAAGUGGUCGUUUUCGUCUACGUCUAUUAACAUCUUAUACACAUUUACCUGAACCACGUGUUGAUCAAAUAACAUCAUCAUUUAUUACAAAAGAAAUUAAAGAUUAUUAUGUUCCAAAUAAACAACAAACUAUAUGCAGAUAUCGUGUAACUAUUGCUGAUGAUGUUAAUCAAACUGGUCGUAAUUUUCAUUUGGCUAGUAUUCAAUUUAGUACAUCAAAAUCUGAUGUUUUAAUACGUUUAACUGUAUUAAAUAAUAAUGAUGAAGUUGUUAGUGUUGAAGGCAAAGGCAGUGUUGUUUUACCAGCAUUUUUAUUUAUGCGAGAUGUUACCAAUGUAGCAAGUAGUGUCGUGCAGGCACCACCAACUCAACCAUUGUCAAGACCACAAUCAAAAACAGGAGGAGCAAUUAAAAAAGAUUCUACUAAGGGUGCUGGUGGUACUACACAUCGAGGAAGUGUUGUUGAACCAUCAACUAUAGGUAGUGCUCGAUCGGAUAAAGAUAAAAGUGGAAGUGACAAGAGAAGUAGAUCAAGUAGUCGAACAGGCAUUUUUACAGAUGAAGAAGAAAAAUUUCAUAAAUAUGUUAUUCAAGCAACAGUUCUUCGUAAAACAUGGCCAUUGACACCAACUCAAUGGCAAUUUGUUGAACAAUUAAAAGAACAAGAAAAGAAUGAAUUAAAAAUUUUUAAUCGACAACCAUCAGCAACAAAAGCGGAUGGAACCACAGCAGGUGGAGCAGGUGCAGGUGGUAAACGAGCUGGACAAGCAAAUACAAGUACAGCAGCCACAGCUGGAAAAGGAAAAGGUGCUGCAGCUGGUGGUGGUACAGGUAAAACUGGCACGACAACAUCAGGUCGACCGGGUACAGGUAAAGCAAGUGCAGAAAAAACAAUCGAUACAAGCAAACCUCAUUGGAUAUUACGUGUAGUAUCCGAUGCAGAUAAAGCGGAUGAAUUAACCAUUAAAAAAGAUACAGAACGAAAUGAAGAAUUAAUUAAUAUGAAGAAAGCAUGGGAAACAUUUGAAGCUGGUCGAGCUCAAAAAGCCAUGAAAGCAAGACAAAAAUUUCUUGAUUCUUUACAACCAAAAGUCGAAGACCAUCCAUCAUCAGGUACACUAGAUGGUACAACAAAACGUCCUGAAAGUCGUGCUGGUGAAGAACCAUCUACUACAACUAGUGCAACUCCUUCAACUGUUGCAGCAACUGAACAACAACAUGUUGCUAAACAAACACCAGCUGCAGCAGGAUCAACAGCAAAGAAAAGUGCUUCAUCAACAGGAAAUAAAAAAGGUGCAGCUAAAGAAGAUGCAUCUAAACAAGCUGAAUUAACAGCAGCGCAACAAGAACUUACAUUACCACCACCAGUAGUUGAUGAACCUCUUCUUGAGCAACCACCACCAGCUAAACCUAAAAUUAUUUUACCACCACUUGAUGUUAAAUCUUUUGUCAAACAAAAAAUGCUUUCUGAUGAACCAGUUGUAUUAGAUCCUUUAUUUGAACAAGAAGAUUUACGUCGUCGUCAAACUGAAUUUCUUGAAUAUGCUAAAUAUGCCGAAGAAAUUCGUCAAUAUCGUGAAGAAGAUCAUCAUAAUCGAUAUAAAGAAAAAAUUCGUCAAUUAGAAGAAUAUGUUGAUUUACAAGCAAGAAUUGAUCAAUCCCGUCGUACAAUUAAUGAACCUCGUGAAGCAUUUCGACAACGUUUUCUUGAAGUUGAACGUAAACGACUUGCUGAAUUAGCUGCUCAAGAACAAGAAUUAAUAGCAGCAGCUGAAAAAGCAAAAGCAACUGCAGCUCCAGCCAAAGGUAAAGGUUCGGCUGGAAAGAAAGGAAAGAAAUAA